Molecule: messenger RNA, 2216 nt
Organism: Spinacia oleracea (spinach)
Lineage: Eukaryota; Viridiplantae; Streptophyta; Magnoliopsida; Caryophyllales; Amaranthaceae
Product: M phase phosphoprotein 10
Exons: 14
Coding region: 232-1920 (562 amino acids)
Biological process (GO): rRNA processing
Cellular component (GO): sno(s)RNA-containing ribonucleoprotein complex; nucleus; small-subunit processome
Source: RefSeq, a predicted model, not a curated record
GUCUACUACGGCGGCAAGUGCAACAUUAACAAGACGCGAUAAUUGAACUCUACCAAGUACAUCUUCUCUGUUCCGAGGCAAAAGUGAAGAACUCAAGAGCAAACUGCUUCCACUCAAGGCCAAGCUGGUCUUCUUCAAUUCGGUUCCGGCACUUCCGAGAUUUUAGAGACCGCAUUCAAGAAAGAAACUGUUGGUGUUGGCAAGGACUCUACUGGUCAAAUUCAAUCAACAAUGGCUAAACCAGUCGAAGAAAAACCAGGCAUAGAAGCCAUUAACAAGCUUAAAUCGACAGACCCACCAUUAUUUCUCUCUCCAAGUUCCGAUCUUUCUUGCUUUUCCCGCUUAGCCUCCCAAUAUAUCUUUACUUCGCUCAAACCAUUCUCUCCCAAAUCGCCUUUUGACCAGCUUCAUUUAAAUGGGUUUGACGCUGAGCAAAUUUGGCAGCAAAUUGACCUCCAAUCUCAGCCUUUAAUUACCUCUCUUAAACGAGAAAUCAAACGAUAUGAGAAAAAUCCAGAUCAAAUUUUGGAUCAAUUUGGGGUAUCCGGGGCCAAUGAGGUGUUGGAGAGAGGAAUUAAGGAAAACGGAGAUGUGGGUUUUGAAGAUAGUGAGGAAUUGAGUGAUGAAGAUGAGGAUGAGGAGGGAGAAGAUGGGGAGUCUGAGUCUGAGGAAGAAGAGGAUGAUGAUGAAAGUGGGGAGGAAGAAGAGGAGUUGGAGGAUGAUGGUGAUGGAGUGCCAGAGGUUGAAGAUGAUUUUUUGAAGAUUAAGGAUUUGGAGAAGUAUCUAGUGAGAGAGGAGGAGAAAGAAUAUGGGUCAGAAGAGAAGAAGAGUAAAAAGAAGAAGAAAGGAGGUAAAAAUGUUGAUGGUGAUGAAGAGGAUAAAAACGAGGAGAGUGAGGAAGAAGAAGAUGGUGAUGAGCUUCUCAUGUAUGGUGGAGAUGGCGAAGAUGGGUCUGACGAUUCAAUCAGAUAUGAAGAUUUCUAUGUUUCUAAAAAGAAAACUCCAGUAACAAAACGGAAACGAGUUGACAAGUCAGAUGACUCGGAUAUGGAGGAUAAAAAUGUGGAUGAUUCUGAUGACGCAGAGAUGGAAGAUGAAGAUGUUGAUGAUGCUGAUGAUUCAAAGAUGGAAGAUGAUAAUGACGAGCAGAAUGGAAAUCUGUCUACUUAUGAGAAGGCACGUGAAAAGAUCCAAGCCAAAAUAAAGCAGAUGGAAGCUGAAAACUUGGCUCCAAAAGAUUGGACCAUGCAGGGAGAGAUAUCUGCAUCCAAGAGGCCAGUAGAUAGUGCAUUGGAAGUGGACCUGGAUUUUGAGCACAACAUGAGGCCGCCUCCUGUUAUAACAGAAGAGGUGACAGCAUCUCUUGAAGAAAUUAUAAAGAAAAGAAUACUUGAGGGACAAUUUGAUGAUGUUCAACGGGCUCCUAAAUUGGUAUCUGCAGCACCUAAGGAAACUAAAGAGCUGGAUGAUCAUAAGAGCAAGAAAGGCCUUGGUGAAAUUUAUGAGGAAGAAUAUGCUCAGCAGGCUGGGUUUGUGUCUGCGCCCUUGUCAAUGAAUGAUGAAUUGAAAAAGGAGGCAAGCGAUUUGUUCAAAAGAUUGUGCCUGAAGCUGGAUGCACUUUCCCACUUCCAUUUUGCUCCAAAGCCGGUUGUGGAGGACAUGUCUAUUCAGACCAAUGUUCCUGCUUUAACCAUGGAAGAGGUUGCCCCAGUAGCUGUGUCGGAUGCAGCUAUGCUUGCUCCUGAGGAAGUGUUUUCUGGCAAGAAAAAUAUCAAAGAGGAUAAUGAGUUAACAAAGGAGGACAGAAAGAAGAGGAGAGCCAAAAAGAAGAGAAAAUUCAAAGCUGUAAGUGCAAAAAAAGCAGCAAGCACAACGCCCAAGAAACCAUCUCAAACUCUGAAUGAAGGCAAGGAGCAGUAGUAUUCCUUAAUUUUAAGACAGUCCAUUAAGAUUUGGGCAUGUUUUUAUCAGAUUUGAAAUUACAAGCUGUCACAGAAGAAGAUGACAGUCAUUCGAGGUGGCAUUUGAUCGUCAACCAAUGAAGGAAUGUGGGUAAUUUUGUAAGGAGCUCCAUGCACAAUUUUGGGUAGGUCUUUGUUUUUCUUUGUCAUACUCCAGAAAUGUAUUCAUAGAUUAUCCCUUCUUAGUAACUUAUCUCUUGUAUAAGAUGACAGUCACUGAAUCUUUUAUACUCUAUAUAACCAUAAAUUUCAUUA